CAACAGAAGCGCGCGUAUCGUCAGAGAAGGAAGGAUCCCAGCUGUGACGCUUGUCGAGAGCGAAAGGUCAAGUGCGAUGCGACUGAUACUUCUAGCUGCUCGGAAUGCUCAAGUCGUUCGGUGAAAUGCCAAUUCACGAAGGAGACGAAUCGAAGGAUGUCGUCCAUAAAGCAAGUGCAAGACCUCGAAAAGCAACUUUCACAGGCUCGACAACACAUUACGCAACUAAAGGAUCGUUUGAAAGAUGGCGGCGUUGCGCUGGCGGACGCAGAUGUCAAAUCAGCAAUCAUCGCGAACGCGCCGGUUUUGAACCUUCCCUCAUCGACCCAAAAAGAACAUCGUCCACCACUUCCAGCAAUCGACGGUAUGGACGAGGUAAGGAAGAACAUUCGCAAUUACAGUCGGGGGAUCUUCAAGCCACCACCUCCUUACCGACAAUUUGGGGCGCAAACGAGAUUUCCACACCAGAACCAUCCAUUACCACCAAAACACAUCGCGGAUCGAUGCUUAGCCAACUAUCACGGGUCUGUGCAUCUGAACUCACCGCUCUUGCACUGGCCUACAUUCAUGAAGGAGUACGAGGAAGUCUAUCGCGUGGGCGGCUUCCAGGAUUCUCGGCAUAUUUGGGUUGCUCUUUUCUACAGCGUCAUGGCUUGCGGUAUUGUGAUGGACCCACGACCGUCAACAGCAAAGGACGAAGCAGACGGCGCACACUACAUCGAUUUGUGUCUCAUGAACGUCAACACGUGGAGCGACGAGCUCACGCUGGACACAGUGCGUACAACGCUGAUCAUGUCCAUAUUUUUUGUUGAAAGCAAUUUGCUCUCUCCAGCUUGGGUAUGGAUGGGCGCGGCGGUGCGCAUCGCCCAAGACAUUGGGUUGCAUACGGACCGCAGGGCAUACACUUCUCGAGAGGCAGAGAAUUCGUUCGAGGCAGAGAUGAGACGUCGCGUUUGGUGGUCGGUGUACAAUUGGGACAGAAUCAUCUCCUUGGACACUGGACGACCACUGUUGAUUAACGAUGACGAUUGUGAAAUCAGUGAGCCAACGCCUGUUGACGAGGACGCAAUCACACCGAACGGCAUAUUACAAAGCAAAACUCAAGCGGGCUGCACUUCUCUCGUCGCCAUGAUAACCGUGUCGCGGAUCACGGCGCAAAUCAAACGGAGCUUGAAGCUUCAGACAAUUGCACCUUCGACACUGGCUACUUACGACGCGCACUUUCGGUCGGUCAUGUCCACUUGGCCGGAGCCAUAUCCGAUGCAUUCGCAGGCACCGUUGGAUCCGCGUUUGCUGCCGAGUGUUUGCUCGCUCCAAAACAGCAUGUUCUUUCUCUAUCGUCACAACUUGUCGCCCGCCUGUCGAAGCUGGAGCGACCGUCACGACGCCCUCCAACGCUGUGUCUCUGUCGCACAAAACAUGGCGCAUUAUGUUGAACGCACCUUUCGCGAUCCUUCUGUGGUCUCUCGGCAGGGUCAUUUCUCUCCCGAGCAUCUCUCUCAGUGGGCCGCACGAAUGCGAAGUGUCGCACCUGCUUUCUUAUGCACCUUGGUGUGGCGAUGCCAACUAGUGCUUUGCCUCGUCGGCGAUUUUGCCAGUGCACAAACACUGAUGCAUGUGUCCGUCGCCAUCGCUGACUUGCGCAAGAUCAACGUUGCCUGUGGCCGUUAUUUGACUUUCUUCCUCGAACAGCUCGUAGGCCGACUACGCGCUGGAGCAAGUUUCCAUGAUCUCGCUCGCGAUGAAGCCAUGCUGGCAUAUGUCAGCGGGGAUAUGCAAGCGUGUAUCGACGGCGCCUGGACGUGGACUGGAGGUGAGAUGGGCGCCCCUUUCAUGCCCCCUCAAGGCGGCCCACACUCUCCACCGCUGGUGCUCAUACACCCAGGUGCAAGGCACACAUUGUCCGAGCGCGAGAAGAAGGAAUGGGGAGGUUGGGAUCAUGUGCAAAGGAUGAUCCAGCAAUUGGCGCACGACCGAGAACAGCAACAGCAACAG
Dissoconium aciculare CBS 342.82 is the source of this 1995-nucleotide messenger RNA. RefSeq lists its product as uncharacterized. Gene Ontology annotation, biological process: DNA-templated transcription; regulation of DNA-templated transcription. The transcript is spliced from 3 exons. The annotation marks the transcript as partial. Gene Ontology annotation, molecular function: zinc ion binding; DNA binding; DNA-binding transcription factor activity, RNA polymerase II-specific. Lineage: Eukaryota; Fungi; Ascomycota; Dothideomycetes; Mycosphaerellales; Dissoconiaceae. The record is from RefSeq and is a predicted model, not a curated record.